Messenger RNA from Humulus lupulus (European hop), 1044 nucleotides. RefSeq lists its product as uncharacterized. Bases 1 to 1044 code for a protein of 347 amino acids. The record is from RefSeq and is a predicted model, not a curated record. NCBI's taxonomy places the organism in Eukaryota, Viridiplantae, Streptophyta, Magnoliopsida, Rosales, Cannabaceae. The transcript has 4 exons.
AUGGAAGAAAUUGGAGAGAGACAUCCCAAUGGUCAGCCUUGGUGCAUAAUGAGUGAUAGGCAGAAGGGUUUAAUUGAGGUUGUUAGUCAUGUACCUGAUAAUCACCAUCGUUAUUGUUGUUUUCACAUUGAAAAUAACAUGGUGAAAGAGUAUGGAACUUCUGAUCUAAAGAACAUGUUUUGGGCAGCUGCUGGAAUAGGAAAUUUCCAAACUUUUCAGCGUAUUAUGGACCAAAUUAAGGAGUUCAACAAGGAUGCAUACAAGUGGGUGACUGACAUUGAUGCUAAACAUUGGCCAAUGAGUUGUUUUGACACAACUUCAAAGGUCGAAAAUAUGACAAACAACCAUGUUGAAUCUUUCAAUGAUUGGAUCGAUGAGAUACGUUUCAAACCACCAAUUGAGAUGCUAGAAGGUCUUCGAAUCCAAAACGCAGACAUGAUGUGCUCAAGAAGGGUUACAUCUGAAAGAUGGAAUGAAAAGCUAACACCAAAGGUACAUCUAAAGGUUAAACAAUUAUUGAGGAGAGCAAGAUAUGCUCAAGUUAGACGAGUAGGCCCUAAUGAAUUUCAAGUUGACUACAUGAGCAAAAGGUGUGCAAUGAGGCUAGAUGCAGGAUGGUGUAUAUGUGGCCAAUGGCAGAUUAGAGGCAUCCCACGUGUUCAUGCAACUGCAUGUAUCAACCAUAUCAAGGCCAAUAUCAAUGACUAUUGUUCAGAAUAUUUCACAACUGAAAUGUGGAGAAAGACUUAUGAACCUGUGAUACAUCCAAUCCCUGAUGAAUCUAUGUGGAUUAGACAUGAUGUUGAGCCUUUGUUACCCCCACCCAUUAUAAACCAGCCAGGUUCUGAACAAGGUAACACAAAGAGAGGCAGGGGAAGACCACAUGGCAGAGGUCGUGGAAGAACUCAUGGUACCACAGUUCAGGAAAAUUAUCAACCAUCAGAAAGGAUUGAAGAACAGAUACCACAUAAUGCAGAGGAGCUUAACACAUUUGAAAUGCCUCAAGAUCUCUUCCAGACUCAGCCUACACAGAGAAGUUGUUGA